CUUUAAUUUUACAUUAGGAGAACUCUGAAAAUCAUGCCAAAUCAGUUGUUAUAUCUGACUUCAAGGAUUCUGGACCAGUGUUACUGAAAUGAUAUUACAGAAGGCAGCAAUUGCAUUGUGUUCGUUGGAUGAAACCUGAAUAUUUACUGUCAGUCAAGUGGGUGAAGCCCCUAACUGCAGUUUACAUGUGUAGGUCACUGCGGUACUGUGUUAGUCACUGUCUCUAUGCAGCAAUGACAAGGCUAGAAGAAGCAAACAGAGAAGUGAACAUGCACUCAUCAGUCAGAUACCUUGGCUAUCUUGCCCGAAUCAACCUACUGGUUGCCAUUUGCAUGGGCCUUUAUGUCAGGUGGGAAAAAACUGCAGAUGCACUUAUUUUGGUAAUAUUUAUUCUGGGGCUCUUUGUUCUUGGAAUUGCCAGCAUACUGUACUACUAUUUUUCAAUGGAAACAGCAAGUUUGAGUCUCUCCAAUCUUUGGUUUGGUUUUUUGCUUGGCCUUCUCUGUUUUCUCAAUAAUUCUGCCUUCAAAAUGGAUGUGAAAGAAGAAGCUACAAAAUAUUUGCUUCUCUCUGCCAUUGUUUUAAGGAUAUUAUGUGCUUUAGUUGAGAGGAUUUGUGGUUGUGUCCAUCAUCGACCAACUCUGCUGACAACAGUUGAGUCUUUGGAGCUAGUUGGAUUUGCAAUUGCCAGCACAACUAUGCUUGUAGAAAAAUCUGUGAGUAUUAUUCUGUUGGUCUUGGCUUUGGCCAUGUUGAUUAUUGACUUACGUAUGAAGUCUUUUUUGGCAAUUCCAAAUUUGGCAAUUUUUGGAGCCAUUGCAUCCCUACUCUUUUUUCCAUCACUGCAGAUCCCCACAAACCCUUUUGCCUUGGCGUGUUUCUUCAGCUGCCUCAUUUCAGAUCCCCUUCUCGACGUUUACUUCAGUGGACUUUCGGUUACUGAGCGAUGGAAGCCCUACCUGUACCGUGGUAAAAUUUGUAGGCGCCUUUCUGUCAUAUCAGUUGGAGUCAUUGAACUAAUCUUUUUCAUUCUUGCAGCCUUUAAACUACGUGAUUUGGACCUCUGGUAUUUUGUGAUACCUGGUUUUUCUAUUUUUGGAAUUUUCUGGAUGAUCUGUCAUGUGAUUUUUUUUAUAACUCUUUGGGGAUUUCACACAAAACUAAAUGACUGCCACAAAGUGUACUAUACUCACCGAGCAGAAAACAACAGCCUGGACAGAGUCAUGGCAUCUAAAGGAAUGCGUCACUUCUGUUUGAUCUCAGAACAGCUGGUAUUUUUCAGCCUUGUUGCAACUGCUGUUUUGGGAGCAGUCUCUUGGCAGCCAACCAAUGGGAUCUUCAUGAGUGCAUUUCUGAUUGUUCUGCCUUUGGAGUCCAUGGCUCAUGGGCUUUUCCAUGAACUGGGAAACUGCUUGGGAGGAACAUGUGUCGGGUAUGCUGUUGUGAUUCCCACCAACUUUUGCAGUCCUGAUGGCCAACCAACUCUUCUUCCACCUGACCACGUCCAAGAGUUAAAUCUGAGGUCUACGGGCAUGCUUAAUGCCAUCCAAAGAUUUUUUGCUUAUCACAUGAUUGAGACAUAUGGUUGUGACUACUCUACAAGUGGGCUGACCUUUGAUACCCUUCACUCCAAGAUCAAGUCUUUUCUUGAACUUCGGACUGCAGAUGGACCCAGACAUGAUACCUACAUUCUGUAUUACAGUGGUCACUCACAUGGCACUGGUGAAUGGGCACUGGCAGGGGGUGAUGCUUUACGACUUGACACACUGUUGGAGUGGUGGAGAGAAAAGAACGGCACCUUUUGUUCUCGACUGAUCAUUGUUUUAGACUGUGAGAACUCUCAGCCUUGGGUUAAAGAAGUAAGAAAAGUAAAUGACCAGUAUGUUGCUGUGCAAGGAGCAGAAAUGGCCAGAGUUGUAGACAUCGAGGAAGCAGACCCUCCACAGCUUGGUGACUUCACCAGACAAUGGGUUGAGUACAACUGUAACCCUGACAGCAACAUCAGCUGGUCUGAAAAGGGCCGCACGGUGAAAGCGGUGUAUGGUGUGUCAAAGCACUGGAGUGACUACACUUUGCAUUUGCCAACGGGAAGUGAUGUUGCCAAACACUGGAUGAUGUACUUCCCACGCAUCACCUAUCCAUUAGUACAUUUGGCAAACUGGUUUUGUGGUCUCAAUCUUUUCUGGGUCUGUAAAGCGUGCUUUAGGUGCUUAAAAAGAUUGAAAAUGAGCUGGUUUCUUCCCACAGUGCUGGAUACAGGACAGGGCUUCAAACUUGUCAAAUCCUAAUCAGCAACCAAAGAGAAAAUGAAGUGAGAGCUUUGUGAAUUUCCUCACUUACCAUACUUAAAACUUCUUCUAUGACUAUUUUUCUCUGAAAAAGUCUGUUCUACUCACUUUAUUCAGCUUUUGGAGCAGCUACAGUAUAUGCAACAGUUAGAAAUUGCAAUCUUAAACAGAAGAGGGUAGAACUAUGAUAUUUUGAAUUUUGUUACAUGUACAUACGUAAAAGACUUAUUUAAUAUAACCAUGCAUUUUGGAGACAGGUCCAAUGUUGAUAUGUCUUACUUAAGGCAGCCUUUGUUUAGAGACACCAGGCUGAUGGACAGGAGCUCCUGUGAAUGUUACACCAUGCUGAUCUGUCAUUUAUGUUCACUAUACAGUUAAAAUACAGGAAAGGAACCAAGCUAAUACUCCAGUCAAUUCACAUGUGCUUGAAAUUUUGUGGUGGGGUCACUGAGCCAAAAAAACCCUGAAUAUAUAGCUACUGUAUGUAAGUAGCUGCCAAAAAGCUUUAGUUUUAUUUGCUUUUACAUCUUGUGCCCUGCCUCAGUUCUCUACUGCCAUCAGUAGAAAUUUGCCAUGGAAAACAAGGAAAUCAGACAACCCUCUAAUGCUCUGAUACUUCUCAGACGGUGUGUUCUGAAGUGAGUUUUAAGAAUAUUCAGUGUUACUUUCAGCAUUAAAUAUCUUACUGGUGAUCUUUGAGCAUACAUUCCCAGAAGUUAAUUUAUAUAUGGAAUAAAAACUGCAGUGAGCAUUUUUCCCUCACCUGUUAGGUGAUUCUGGAUUUUCCAGGCUCUUAAUAGUUUCUGUUUGAAAAGCUACUCUGAAGAAAACAAAGUAAAACAAAACACAAGGAAUUUAACAAAGAAAAUAUUCCUUAGAUAAAAAAUGGGAAUACAAGUGUUGCCUUGCUUCCAUGUUUAUCUGAAGUCCUUGGUGUGCCUAAAAUCUUGUAUCUGUGAAGUUCUGAGUACAGAGUUGGACCAGUGAGUUCAUUAUCUAUUAAAACCACAAGCAAAGUUUGUUUGAAUGGAUUAUUCGCUUAGGAGAAGAGGGAAUCCUCAGUAUUCCUUAAGUCUUUUCUCCCACCCACAAGGUCCUGAUUUUAAUCCUUCCAGAGCUCGAUGGGACUCUAGAAAUCCUUUCCUUCAGUCAUAAAAGCUGCAUAGCUUUUUUUAUGCCAUUUUCUCAAGUUCGGAAAAUUAGAGGUGAAACAAGUAAGUGGCUAAACCACAGUACCAUUUGUGGUGAAUUAUUUGCAUAUGUGUGUGUAAUUCAGUAGACAUACAGUUUACUUUUUUCUGUUUCCAUCAGUAUUUUAAUAAAGUGUUAGAGAGUAGCUGA
Vidua chalybeata is the source of this 3629-nucleotide messenger RNA. It is a transcript of the gene TMEM168, whose product is annotated as transmembrane protein 168. NCBI's taxonomy places the organism in Eukaryota, Metazoa, Chordata, Aves, Passeriformes, Viduidae. The record is from RefSeq and is a predicted model, not a curated record. The coding region runs from base 129 to 2288 and encodes 719 amino acids. The transcript is spliced from 5 exons.